Miscanthus lutarioriparius is the source of this 255-nucleotide messenger RNA. The record is from the annotation of a GenBank genome assembly. Lineage: Eukaryota; Viridiplantae; Streptophyta; Magnoliopsida; Poales; Poaceae.
AUGGCUUCCCUCCUCCUGUUCCUGCGAGCCAUUGUCAGUGCCAACGACGAGGGACUCACGGGCGCAGCGGCGGAGGAGGAGAAGGAGACGACGACGCAUGAACAGCGGCCGGGGAAGUGGACGUUCCCGUCGACGCGUCCUGCGACGGCACGCUUCGACGGCGGCACGGGCACGGAGGAGGAAGAACGGUGGCUGGUCUCCUGCCUGGAGUGGCCUCGCGUCAAUCGCAAGUCCGCGUGGAUGCAGAUAGUUUGA